Cryptosporidium ubiquitum is the source of this 729-nucleotide messenger RNA. RefSeq lists its product as uncharacterized. The coding region runs from base 1 to 729 and encodes 242 amino acids. The record is from RefSeq and is a predicted model, not a curated record. The transcript has 2 exons. Gene Ontology annotation, molecular function: protein binding. Lineage: Eukaryota; Apicomplexa; Conoidasida; Eucoccidiorida; Cryptosporidiidae.
AUGAUAGAAAUACUAUUUGGCAGAACUGUCAGAGCAAUUACAAGCCAGAGAUUGGUAGUUACAUGUAUAAAUGUUGGGAUAAUUGUGAAUGAGAGAAAUAUGGAAGAUAACAAUGAAGAUGAUGAUUUAUUUGGUGAAGAUGUUGCUUUUAGCAAAGAAAGUGUAGAGAAAAGGUUAGGAAAGGUACAAAGAAGAACUAAAUUAACAAAAAAAGUUGGGAUGAAUAAGCCAAUACAGCAAAAAGAAAGUAAUGAGAAAGUUAACAAGAAAGAUAACAAUCAUAUGGAAGAAGACUCUUAUGAUGAAGAGUUUAUACUGAAAGUUAGCAAGAAAAAGGCAAGAACAAAAGAUUCUGACUUUACCAAAGAAAAAAGCCAAAGAAUGGAAAUUGGGAUGAAUAAUGAACAAGUUUCGGAAAUCAUCACAAUUGAGGAUGAAGAGAAGGAGAAAACUGUAAUCAAGUUAAAUAUUAAAGUAUACAAAAGGAGAGAAUCUGAGAUAGUAGUAAUUAAAACUCUAAUUGUGGCUUUAUAUAGAACAGACUCAAUAAAAAAGUUAGUAACAUAUAUUUCAAAAAAUUUGAAUCCUAAGCCAAAGAAUCAUUUGGAAGAUAUAAAAGUUUACUUUGAUGGGGAUUAUGUAAAUAUGGAGAUGCAAAUUAAAGAAAUAGGAAUUGAAAAUGAAGAGCAAUUAGAGGUUAAAGUCCCAUUUGAGUGUAAUUGGAAUUAA